This is a messenger RNA of Planococcus citri (citrus mealybug), 1364 nucleotides long. It is a transcript of the gene RagA-B, whose product is annotated as Ras-related GTP binding A/B. Gene Ontology annotation, cellular component: lysosome; nucleus; Gtr1-Gtr2 GTPase complex. The transcript has 8 exons. The record is from RefSeq and is a predicted model, not a curated record. Bases 175 to 1098 code for a protein of 307 amino acids. Gene Ontology annotation, biological process: cellular response to starvation; negative regulation of autophagy. NCBI's taxonomy places the organism in Eukaryota, Metazoa, Arthropoda, Insecta, Hemiptera, Pseudococcidae. Gene Ontology annotation, molecular function: GTPase activity; GTP binding.
UUUUUUUUAUCAUUUUCGUGGAAAAAAUGGAAAACACGAGAUAAAAGAUACGAAUUUCAGUGUGAAAUUUAGCGAAAAAUUAUGUAUUUAAUGGAAACUGUCUAUCAAUUAAUCGUCUAAGAUUGUAUAUCGUUCAUUUAUAGCUUAAAUUUGAAUCGAAAUCCGGUCCCAAUCAUGAAGAAAAAAGUUCUGCUGAUGGGGAAAAGUGGUUCAGGAAAGACCAGCAUGAGAUCUAUAAUAUUUGCCAAUUAUAUAGCUCGCGAUACUCGCCGAUUAGGAGCUACAAUCGAUGUUGAACAUUCUCACGUUCGAUUCCUCGGUAAUUUGGUGCUUAAUUUAUGGGACUGUGGAGGACAAGAAGCCUUCAUGGAAAACUACUUUACUAGUCAACGUGAUAAUAUAUUCAGAAACGUAGAAGUUCUCAUCUACGUGUUUGACGUUGAAAGUAGAGAACUAGACAAGGAUAUGCAUUAUUAUCAAAGUUGCCUGGAAGCUAUACUGAAUAAUUCGCCGGAAGCUAAAGUGUUUUGUUUGAUUCAUAAAAUGGAUCUGAUCCAAGAAGAUCAAAGAGAUACGAUUUUUUCUCAACGUGAAACCGACUUGAAGAAAUUAUCGAAACCGAUCGAAUGCACUUGUUUUCGAACUUCGAUUUGGGAUGAAACAUUAUACAAGGCAUGGUCAGCGAUCGUUUACAAAUUAAUUCCAAAUGUUAAAGAUUUUGAAACUAGUCUAACUUCGUUCUGCAAUAUCAUCGAGGCUGACGAAGUGCUUCUGUUCGAACGAGCUACAUUCUUGGUUAUAUCGCAUUGCGAACGUAAACCACAUCGUGAUAUACACCGUUUUGAAAAAGUUUCCAAUAUUAUUAAACAAUUCAAACUCAGCUGCAGCAAAGUUGCAGCUCAAUUCCAUAGCAUGGAAGUUCACAAUUCGUACUUCGGAGCCUACAUCGAUGUAUUUACUCCCAAUACCUACAUCAUGGUUAUCGUUUCCACUCCUAAAAUCCCAUCCGCAGCUUUACAAAUCAACAUAAAUAACGCUCGUAAAUACUUCGAUAAACUGGAACGCGACAGCCAAAUACAGCCGAAUUAUAUCAAGUGACGAAAAUUAUUCAAGGCAAGAAAAGUCAAAUGAAGUUUGCGUUCCUGCCUACGAGUAAGCCAUCGAGGAGUAGAAACUACAUAAAAAAUGGGUUAUUGUGCAACACUGCGAGCUUUUACAUUGGCACGUGCGUUGGAAUCGAGAUUUUUUUUUAUUCUACCAUAUUAUUAUUAUUCAAUUUAGUUUUAAAAGUUAUUUCCAAUUUUUUUAUUUAUCAUUUUUUUUUUGACAUGGUUUAAAAAAUUAUACGCAUUUAUCGAUCGAAA